This is a messenger RNA of Ficedula albicollis (Collared flycatcher), 2751 nucleotides long. It is a transcript of the gene GDPD4, whose product is annotated as glycerophosphodiester phosphodiesterase domain containing 4. The record is from RefSeq and is a predicted model, not a curated record. Gene Ontology annotation, biological process: lipid metabolic process. Lineage: Eukaryota; Metazoa; Chordata; Aves; Passeriformes; Muscicapidae. Bases 62 to 1864 code for a protein of 600 amino acids. Gene Ontology annotation, cellular component: membrane. Gene Ontology annotation, molecular function: glycerophosphodiester phosphodiesterase activity. The transcript is spliced from 16 exons.
GGGGCUCGGGGCUGCCGCUGCUGCUGCCUCGUUAGGAGGAAGAUGAGAUAAAGCCCCUCAGAUGGAGGCCGGUCCCAGCAGCCUCAGGAGGCUGGAGUUUGGGAAGCUGGAGUUUGGGAGGCUGGAGUUUGGGAGGCUGAAGUUUGGGAGGCUGAAGUUUGGGGAGCUGAAGGUGGUGCGGCGGCGCCUGCUGCAGCGCUACGAGCACCAGCCCUUCGUCUCCUGCCUGGCCGGGCUCUACAGCUGCCGCUGGAAGCGCUACCAGCGCGAGAGGACCGAGCCUGGGAAGUGCUGCUGCAGCACGCGGGAAUGCAUGUUUUUCCCACUGCUCGUUGCAGCUUUCUGCCUUUCUCUGGUCUUUCUGUACACGUGGGGUGAAGGUAAAAAUGACUACAAUAGCUUUGACUGGUAUAACUAUGGGAACCUGGGCUUCUGGUUUCUCUGGUCUCUUCUUAUCCUGAUUGUGGCUGCAGCCUUGUUCACGUACAUCUCACUGUUACUGGUCCUUGCGAUGUGUUUGCUUGCAGAAGGUCAGCAGCUGUACCUGCACUGGAGUCACAAGAUUGGUACUUUUCUCGUCCUGGGCUUCUGUAUCUCAUCCCUCUUCGCAUUGUCUAUACUCUGGCGAGAUCACAGGAAAACUGUCCGCCUCUCAUUCCAGGUCACAGCUCCUUAUCUCCACUUAGGGGCAAUUGCCAUCAUGGUCCUUCUUGCCUGGCCUGUGGCUCUUCAUGCCAUCAGAGCAGAUAAGAAAGUUACUCAGGUGAUAAUUGUUGGUCCAUACCUGGCUAUCCUUCUCUUUCUUUUCUUGAUACCUCUGGGGAUGUACUCUCCUUGCAUCAGAGAGAUGGGAACUCUUGGACCAAAGCCAGCCCUCAUUGGACACCGUGGAGCACCAAUGCUGGCACCAGAAAACACUGAGAUGUCGUUUCUGAAGACAAUUGAGCAUGGAGGGGAUGGUCUUGAAACAGAUGUUGCCAUAAGCUAUGAUGGGGUUCCUUUCCUCAUGCAUGAUGACACCUUGACAAGGACGACUAACAUCCGAGAGGUCUACCCUAAUGAUGCUGGUAAAGCAGCUUCAUUUUUCUCCUGGGAUGCCCUGAAGAAACUGAAUGCUGGAAAGUGGUUCCUAAAGAACAAACCCUUUGUAGGGAUGGGCUCGCUGUCCAAGGCAGAUCAAAAGCAGGCAAUGAAUCAGUCCAUUUACACGCUAAGUAGUUUCUUGCGCCUCGCAGACAGCCACAAUAAACUUGUGAUAUUUGAUCUCUACCGCCCUCCAGAGAAACAUCCUUACAGGAACUUGUGGCUCCGCAAAGUCCUGGAUGUCAUCCUCAACGAGUCGAAGAUUAAACGCCAUCUGGUCCUGUGGCUGCAUCACAGUGUGAGGUCAUUUGUUCAAUCUGUUGCUCCUGGGUUUCAGCACAUCAUGGGCAGAAAGGCACCAAUAGAAGACCUGUUAAAGCACAAAAUUGUCAAGCUCAACCUGGUCUACACUGACAUGUCCAGUGAGGAUAUCCGGAAAUAUGCUGAGGCAAACAUCACCACCAACUUCUAUGUGGUCAACGAGCCAUGGCUCUAUUCCCUGGCAUGGUGCUCUGGGGCACACUCUGUGACCACCAAUGCCGUCCACUUGCUGAAGGAUCUCAGCCAGCCACUCUUCCUCAUGACUCCACGGCAGUAUAACACCAUGUGGAUCCUGACAGAUCUGACCUCUGCGUUCCUCAUCUCACUCAUCUUUGCUCUGCACUGGUUUCGAGAGAAGAAUUUGUCCUGCUGUGCGCAGAACAGUAACCCAGUCAUAGAGAAUGGCACCUACAACAAAUUCAAGGCAGAGCUCAGUGACAUGCCUGCUGUCCUGGCCUGACACGGGCACAGAGGGACAUGGACCUGCCAUCUCACUGGGGCUGGGGAGACCAGCUGGAGGGGGCUCAGACCUGCCUGGUGAGGAGGAGCCUUUUGCCUUCGUGGCCCUGCUGGAGAUGAGCAGCAACCUUCCUCUCUACAGCUUUUCUCACAUUGCCACGGCUGUCAGGGAUCCUUGGGCUGCAGGAGAGCACAGAUGGAGUUGCAGCCAUGAAGAAACUGUGCAUUAUGGUGAGAUGCAGCAACCGCUGGCAUCCACAGGGCAGUCAUUCCUGCUGUGUGUAAGCCCCGUUUCCACACAUGCUGCAAACAUCUGAGCAUCCUCCAGUCCUCCUCAUUCGCAGGUGCCCAGAUUUCUUCUGUGAGACCAGCCUCUUCUCCACACACUACCUCCUGUCCUCCCCCCUGCAGGUGUCCUCCAUCCCCAAGAGCACGCCACCAUGGUCAGGUGCUGCUGGUCACUACAAUCAGUACCUUUCUGUAACAGAGCAGGGGCACUUUGGUUUUCCUUUUCCCCACUCUUGCCCUGCCAUAGCCUAACAGGGCAAUCUCCUCCCCUUGUCUGUGGGUGAGGGCAUGUCAUUCCCAUGGGGGCUGAAGGACUUUUUAGUGUCUUGGCCAUGUAGCCACCGGGACUGUGACCAGUAACAACCACUUUUCUUCGGAAGGAUGGAGCCAUGUGGGAAUUGGUUCUGCCAAGUGUUUGCUUUUCCCUUGGCAAGGUCUGUACACCUGUACUACAGCCAGUUUCCAUUUAUUCCAGUUUCCAUUUCUCCCAGUGGCUGCUGGCACACAGGGGAGGGACCUGUUCCCUGUAAAGGAGAUGUAGACAUCUCUCAGGUUUAAGCCAUAUCUUUCUACUUGAAGAGAUAAUACGUUUUUUGUAAA